Branchiostoma belcheri (Belcher's lancelet) is the source of this 1020-nucleotide messenger RNA. Its product is annotated as multiple coagulation factor deficiency protein 2-like. The transcript is spliced from 2 exons. The coding region runs from base 223 to 861 and encodes 212 amino acids. Lineage: Eukaryota; Metazoa; Chordata; Leptocardii; Amphioxiformes; Branchiostomatidae. Gene Ontology annotation, molecular function: calcium ion binding. The record is from RefSeq and is a predicted model, not a curated record.
CCGAGUUUUCCCGGACAGUUUACUAAACUUUUGAACAACUUUUACGCGAAUUUUCACGGCCCAGGUUAUCUCUUGUGUUGCAGAACUGAAACUCGCUCAAACAGAAGAAGGCUUAGCGUGGAACCAGCUUCUAAACUGUCCCGUCUAGCGGCCUAACCGGUGCGCCCCCCUCCCACAACAGACGACAUUUUUGAUCCAGGGGUUUAACUUCAAGCCACAACAAUGCAGUGUAGACUGGUGUUUGUCGCAGUUUGUUCCUUCUUCAUCUUACCAGCAUGUCAGGGCCAGGGCGACCCUGUCCAGAUGCAGCAGCAACAGCAACAACUACAGCCGGACAUUCCUCACCCGCCAGGUGCUCAGGCAGCGCACGCCCAGCCAGGCCAGGCGGGGCAGCCGGCCUCACGUGCCGCCCACGGUCAGGCAGCCGUGCCGGCCCAGCCCGGGGCUCAGCCCGCCUUCCACCAGGGCAGCUUACCUGACCCCGGCACCACUGGGCAACAACCGCGAGAGGCACCAAACCCACUGCGCAGCAGAGACCAUGUACAAGACUUAGAUCACAUUAAGGAACACCUGGACCCUUUAGUCGGGAAGUCCACAGCUGAGAUGUCAGAGGAAGAGCUACAGUUCCACUACUUCACCCAGCACGACUACGACAAGAACAACCGGCUGGACGGCAUCGAGCUGGUGUCCGCCAUGACGCACUUCCACGACGAGGACCACGACAAGGGCCACGACGGCGUACAGCUCAGCGAAGACGAGAUCACGUCCACCAUCGACCAGAUCUUACGAGACGACGACAGGAACAGGGACGGGUUCAUCGACUAUGCAGAAUUUAAGGCGUCUCAAACAAACGAGUCCUAAAGACUACAGAUACUGUAGUCUCUAAAGCAAUACUUGCCAUACUUAGGUACUUAGUAGUAUUAGUCUACCCACUUGUAUACAAUGCAAUGUUUAUGAUCUUAGUUAUACAAGGUAGCAGGUCAACUCGACAAGUUGGAGAGAGAGAGCUUGAAGUAAGAA